CUCCAGAGCUAUUGGCAAUAGCUCUUGAUCUCCCUCAUACUGGUCUUUGAGCUGGCACAGACAGUGAGUUUGGGGAGCUGGGGUUUGAUCUUGUGGCUGCUUUGAAAUCUGUCAGUCGUGACAUAGGUCAAUACUUUCCAUCUCGUCUUGUUGCUGGUCGUUUGCCUGACAAUCUUAUGGUUCUUCACUUCUUCAUUACUAGGAGUUUCCUACCUCGUGACCUCUCUAGCACUGAUAUUCUUAAUACUUCUGAUCUAUGGAUCCUAUCUCAUGCUAGAGCUGGAAAUCAACUCAACUAUGCAUCACUCAUGUUCCAUCACAUGAUUUGCUUUGGGAUGGAAUAUUUUGGAGGUCCCCUGCCCUUUGGACCCCAAAUCACUCGACUUCUGUGUUAUUUACACAUUGAUCUGCAUGAUAAGCUGCAUCAAUGCAAUGUCCUGGAUGAUCUUCAUCCACAGCAUGUGCUUGCUAAGCUUGAUGCUCUUGUUGGGCCCCGUAAGCCUAUCACUGGCUCAGGGGGAGUCAACACUGGUCCUGCACCCUAUGCAUUUACUGGCCCUGCGUCCUAUGCAUCAUGGAAACUAGUUGGAGCACUAGUUGAUUCUGCUGUAACCGUUAUCAAACGUGAAUCUUCUGGUGAAAGGGAGCAGUCUACCAAACUGAAACAACUUAGGCAGGAAGACCUGAUGUGGCCUAAGUUUGUAUAUGAGUCUGGCUCCAUAAAUGAUCCAAUGAGUUCUGACUCAAAGUCUAAUGAGUCUAGUGAUGAUGAGGGUGUGUCUGAGUACGAGUCCCCACCUGAAUAUCCUUUCUAAGAGAUUGUGUAGGGGAGGAUUUGAGAUUGUGUGGGAAGUCUUGUAAUUUUUUUUUUCAAGGUCAUAUGAAUAAAAAUGGUAGGGGUUCUGAAUAACAAAUGGUUGCGAAUUAU
Messenger RNA from Linum trigynum, 928 nucleotides. The record is from the annotation of a GenBank genome assembly. NCBI's taxonomy places the organism in Eukaryota, Viridiplantae, Streptophyta, Magnoliopsida, Malpighiales, Linaceae.